GACAGUGAUGUAUGGUGUUAACACACAGCUACAGGCUGUGCAGAAUAAUGUCAACUGCCACACAACAGAGUACCAGCGUUGUCUGACAUAGUCAUGUGCAUACUUUUUGUAUCAUGUGUAUAAAUGGUGUAUGUACAUGAUCUACAUGAUGUAUGAUCAUGAUAAUACUGACAUACAAUAAUCAAACAAUAGUUAUCAUUGUAGUAAUUCUAAGAAUACUACCUCAAUUACAUCUCUGCCAUCAAUCCUGUAUUUUGGCUUCAGUAACACUCACCAGGCCACAAAGUUGCGACUAAAUGGGUCACCAUGGCGAUCUAGUUUUGUAUUUUGCAACUGGUAUUUUCAUGUCAGUCGCCAACUGGCUCCUUGCCUUUAAUUAAGUUUGGCGACUAAAUAUCUCUUGUCAUAAGAUAUUAAAAAAGAUCGUUUUUAAUAUAAGUGCGGUAACUUCAGUGAAGAAAAUCGAUAUCAAAACAUAAUAACAUCGACUAGAUCACUCACUGCUAGGCCAUGUGUACUGUUUCCGCUUUCGAUAUGAAGCUCCAUACCUUUGAUGAAGGAAGCGCUUUUUGUUAUUAAGUAAUGCACUAACGAUGUUAAGAGUUUAAUAUCCAUGCAUGCGCUGUACGACAUCCGCCCAGGUGACAUCUAUGGCGGUCGUUUCGCCGAAGUAUUUUUCCAUAUUUGCGAAAACCACAACAACAAAACGUCAAUCGGCAAAUGAUAAUGACGACUGCGCUCCCCAAAAGCGGAAUGCUGUCGACGCGUUGGAUAAACCAAAACAAACAUUCAAACAGAAAUGGCUCAAAUAUUCGUGGCUGAAAUAUGAUUCAGAGAAGAAUGUUAUGAGUUGUCGCCAUUGUUCAGCAUAUCCCAUGUGUGCUGGAAAGACCGAUUUUGUCUUGGGUACAUCACACUUCAAGAAGGAAACGAUCAUCAAACAUUCAACAAGUGCCAAACACCUGUACUGCAGAGACAUUUGUUUGAAUAAACAAACUAGGACCAAACCAGUGAUUCGGGGUUUCCAGAAACAAGAGUGCAUUACGUCUGAGGUUAUUAAGAAUGAUUUAAUAAUCAAAAUGAACACUGCUUACACAUUAGCAAUGGAGGAAAUGCCUUUCACCAAGUUUAGGUCUUUACUACUUCUUCAAAAGAAGAAUGGCCUUGAUGUCUCUUAUGAUUAUGCAAAUGAAGUAAAGUGCGCAGAAUUUGUGGCAACAAUUGCGUCAGAGAUGAAGGCAUUAAUGAAUGUCCAUAUUACUCCGUCAUGUUUGACAGUGCGACUGACAACUCUAUCAAAGAAACAGAGGCUGUCAUUGUCAGAAUCAUAAAGGAUGGUAAACCUGUGAACAGACUUUUAGGUAUUGCCGAGCUAAAACAUGCCCAUGCAGAUGGAAUUCUAGAAGCGGUCUCCGACCAGUUCAUGAGAGUGAAACAGGAAAAUUUCAAAGAGAAUUUAGUGUCGUUUUGUGCUGACGGGGCAUCUGUUAAUCAUGGAGAAACUGGAGGGGUCAAGGCCAAGCUUAGACAACAGUGUCCUUGGAUGAUUGGCAUUUGGUGUUUACCUCAUAGACUUGAACUUGCAGUGAUGGGUAUGAUAAAGGCAAAUGAGAGUGCAUCAGAGGUCAUGAGGCUGUUGGAUUUUCUUUACAAGACCUACCAUUACAGCUGUAAGAGCCGCCGUGAGCUGCAUAUGAUGGCAGAACAACUGGGAUUUCAGUCCAGAAAUCCAAGCAGGGCAACUGGGACGAGAUGGUGCCCUCAUCUUGCCAAAGCCUUGACCAUUCUUCUCAGUGACAGUGGCAAGUAUGCAGUGAUAACACAACAUGCUGAACAUAUUUCAGUGACGAGCAAGAAUUCAAAUGUCCAGGGCAGGGCGAAAUUUGUGCUAAAGCGGUUGGAGACAUUCAAAUUUGCUGCAUUUUGUCAUUUCCUUCUGGAUCUGUUGACAACCAUCUCCAAGUUGAGCCUUUUUCUACAGAGCGAGAGAACAAUUCUUCCAAGCGCUGUUGCAGCCAUCCAGACAUGCCUCACUGCAGUUGAGACCAUGGAUGUUAGAGUUCAGCCUGGGGGACAUUUAGAGGCAUUUCUGAAGAUGACAGCUUCUUUGCAGCAGUCUGAUGAAGUUGUAUCCCUACAAGGUGUCAUCCUGAAGAAGACCCCAGAGGAAAUUGACACAGACUUGAACACCUUACCACUUACUCUCUCUCGGGACAUCAAGGUUUCAGCCAGAAAAACAGCGGAGGGUUUGUCUGACCGUUUCAAGGCUCUUCUAGGAGGUACUCACUGGGAUGACAUUACUGAUGGUGCUGCCAAGGCUGUUGCCUGCUUCAAGAUUUUCAACCCAGACACAUGGCCUGAUAACAUACCAGAGCUUUCAUCUCAUGGGGAAGAACAACUCCAGUACCUUAUUGAAUGGUUCAGGAGUAGACUCAUCAGGAACAGAUGUGAUGUGAAUGCAGUGAUUCACCAGUGGAGACUCUUCAAACAGCUGGUCAGCGCAGAGUUUCAAGACAAGAACUACACCAGUCUCUAUGCAGUACUUCUCACCAAGGAACCAUACAAGACAGACUUUAAGGAUCUUCUUCACCUAAUCCAAGUGAUGCUGGUUAUUCCCGUUACAUCUGCUAGCUGUGAGCGCAUCUUCUCAGCCCAGAAACGCAUAAAGUCUGACUCAAGAUCAUCCCUUGGUGUUGAGACACUGGAGGAUCUCAUAAGAAUAUCUGGUGAUGGACCCAGCCUACAAGACUUCACACCACAACCAGCAGUUCUCAGGUGGAUAAAGUGUAGUACACGCCCACGACGCCCUCUUUACAAACAGUGGCCAGCAGAACUUGAAGUGGAAACCUCCUACAGCGACAGUACCUUCAGUGACUCCUGCUGCUGCUCUGAUGAUGUUACUGAUACAAUGUUGUUCAGAAUAUAAAACUGAUCAUUCAAACCAA
Messenger RNA from Haliotis rufescens (red abalone), 2945 nucleotides. Its product is annotated as zinc finger protein 862-like. The transcript has 5 exons. The coding region runs from base 1268 to 2926 and encodes 552 amino acids. The record is from RefSeq and is a predicted model, not a curated record. NCBI's taxonomy places the organism in Eukaryota, Metazoa, Mollusca, Gastropoda, Lepetellida, Haliotidae. Gene Ontology annotation, molecular function: protein dimerization activity.